CGUCACUUAAUUCUGAGUCUGCGUCGACGCAGGCAGUUUGUUGUGUCCGCCAUAUUGAACUGCUCACAGAAGGAACGUAUCGAGGACGAGUUCUAAAAUUCGAAUUAAUCUAUUUUUUGAACUUUUAAAAUUAUGUAUGAUUUAUAAUGUUUCCUGCAUAGUGAGCAAUGGGGAAAAGAUAUUACUGCGACUACUGUGACCGCAGUUUUCAAGACAACCUGCACAACAGAAAGAAGCACCUAAACGGCGUCCAGCAUCACCGGGUGAAAAAAACCUGGUUUGACAACUUCAGAGACGCUGCCACAGUUUUAAAUGAAGAGCGGACAAAGGAGCCCUGCAGAAAGUUUCUCCAGACAGGACAAUGCGUAUUUGGUACAAGCUGUCGUUUUUCGCACAUGUCUGAGAGACAUAUGAAGAUGCUGGAGCAAAAGAUUGAUGAUGAAAAGCGGCAGAAGGAAGACCCUGACCAAGAUGGAUCAUCUACUGAGCACUGCAGUGAUGAAUGGCUCUCCAGAAGAGAGAAGAAACUGGCUGCUUUGACAUCAGGAAGAGUUUUAAAGAUGGAAGAGGAAGAAUGUGCUGAAAACAUUGCGAUACCUCCAUAUUUGCUGUCUAUUCCAGAUCUUCCUCCAUCUCUUCAUCCUCCACCAACUGGUGGCUGGAGAGUGACGCUACACAGUGAAUGGGGUUGAAAUGUAAUUUAUAUAAGUUCUUUUUAAUUAUUACUUUUUUUCCUUCAAGAACAUGCUGCUAACUUUUAUCAUUUCAAAGCCCUUGUAUGCAAUUCCUUAAAGGAAUAGUUUGCACAAAAAUAAAAACAAAAUUGCUGAAAAUGUCCUCACCCUCAGGCUGUCCAAGAUAAUUUUGUUUGUUCCUUGUAAUGCUAAAUUUCUCCAAAUCUGUUCAGAUGAAGAAACAAGCUCAUCUACAUCUCGGAUGGCCUGAGUGAAUUUUCAGCUAAUUUUCCUUUCUGGGUGAACUGUUUUUUGAAGGGAGAACAGUGUGUAUAUUUGUAUCAAAUUGUAUGGCUUAAAAAAAUCAUGUUUUGCAAGAAUAAACAAGUUUACAUUGUGGACAGAACCCAGUGCACUGAAUUUCGUAAUGUGGAGCUGUAAUUAGUGUGUCAGGAGAAGAACACAAUGUUCUUUUCCUUUAUAAGUUGGGCGUUAACAUAAUUGAUUGCUUUUAUUUGCUGUGUAUCAUGAAGUUGACAGUGUUCCCAAGCUGAACGUUACACUAUGGAGAGAGUUACUGUUUUUGUCUGCCUUCUGUGUCAGUGGUUUAGAUUAAAAUUCAGA
This is a messenger RNA of Cyprinus carpio (common carp), 1298 nucleotides long. RefSeq names its product zinc finger, matrin-type 5. The coding region runs from base 168 to 692 and encodes 174 amino acids. The transcript is spliced from 5 exons. Lineage: Eukaryota; Metazoa; Chordata; Actinopteri; Cypriniformes; Cyprinidae. The record is from RefSeq and is a predicted model, not a curated record. Gene Ontology annotation, cellular component: U12-type spliceosomal complex. Gene Ontology annotation, molecular function: zinc ion binding.